Molecule: messenger RNA, 4064 nt
Organism: Anopheles stephensi (Asian malaria mosquito)
Lineage: Eukaryota; Metazoa; Arthropoda; Insecta; Diptera; Culicidae
Gene: rau
Exons: 5
Coding region: 1551-3119 (522 amino acids)
Biological process (GO): positive regulation of epidermal growth factor receptor signaling pathway; positive regulation of fibroblast growth factor receptor signaling pathway; signal transduction
Source: RefSeq, a predicted model, not a curated record
CUAAGCCAUCUUCAUUCCUCUUAAGUCGAUUGGAACGCGUGGAACGGUGGCGGAAUCGGUGCUGCGCGCGUUCAACCAACGAACGAUUUCAACGAGCGAACAAAGUUGUUUAUUAUUUCUCUACACACCCUUUGCCCGGGAUCCAAGUGUGCUGUGCGUGUCAUCGUUGGGUACGCGGAACGGAAGUGUACAGUGCAGUGCAUGGUGGUGGUUCUAUAAUUGGAAAAAAAACGGCAAGAGCUGCUAUCAGGGCGCCAAACGUGCAACAGACGCCCGAUAGUGGUGUGUCGAGGCGCCGCCAAGUGCAUUCAGCAUAUCGUCCGGCUGCACACUUUAUCAGUGCAGUUUAUGUUUGCCUUCUGACCUCUGUCGCUCGCUGUUACAAACGUCCCCACUGCGUGCGCAAUCGACGCGAGGGAGCUGCUGAGCUGUCGGCAGCAAAUGUCCUGGAAAGGUUUCAGUGAACAGGAAAAAAAAAGAAAAUUGUAUGUUCCGUGUGUUCAGCCGGUCGGGUGUGGUUAUUGAAAACGAAAAUAAAAACCCACAGAUAAGGUGCUCCGGUGCUGCGAGAGCUAGUGGCUGGUUGGUUGGAUGGCGGUUGCCUUCACGUUCGAUUGUGUUCGAUGCUUUUGCUAUGAUUGCUGUGACCGGUUCGGCACUGUUUGCCCGGUCGUUCCGCAAAAGAAGCACCACGAAACAUGAAACAAAGUGAGUGAAAUUAAAAAGCCAAAGCGUGCCAGCGUGGGCCAGUGUUAAAACAGAAGCAGGAAGGCGAAGAAGAAAAAAACGGGCGGCCCUAAGUGACAUCGAGAAGUGUAGCGCACCAAAAGGGCAAAACAAAGUUUGGCAUUUAUUUGUUUGUACAACAGAUGGUGAGAAGAUGGUGAAAAUCGCAAUCGGAAAACCGGCACGGUUGGUUUUGUUUGCCGGAAAAUAAUAACAUAUUUGUGGAAGUAGCACUUCUGAUGAUAGCAACCGAAAGCUAAACAGUGCUAGCAGUGGUAGUGUUGUGUGUCGUUCAUUGUUUUCGCAAACGGGAAAAAAAACGCAAUCGAAGUGAAACAUAACAAUCAAACAGUCAACGAGAAGUGGAAAAGGUAACAAAAAGUAUAAAAUUAGGAAACGGUAUCGUGCAAUCAACUUUAAUCGAGCAUAAGCAAUAGAUGUGUGUGAGAGUGCAAAGAAAAUAAAUUAAAAAAAGAAAAAACCCCGCACCGAAUGAAGGUUAUCAGAACGGAAGUGCAAAACAACAUAAGCAAAGUGACCAAAGAAAAAAAAAAAUCACUCUAAUUCGUGCUUUCUGAUAAGGAGGAUCUGUGCAAAAUAUUGUGUACGAAUCUCGCUUAUCGGUGGUGAUUAACACGGAGAACAAAUUGUUGAAAAAUUACAUUUAAUUUACGAAUCUGGUGCACCGUGUGUACUAUCAAAAAGUCAUCACCGGCAUCAGUGAUCUUCGGCGGACGCAACGUGCCGUGACUUUGACAAGCCGAUAAUUAAGCGGUUAGCAUCAUCUGGAGGAAUAGGCAGCUGUCCGAUCACAACCAUCUAAGAUGCUGAAGCACGUGCAGAUCUCACCGAUGCGCAGCCGGGCAGAUUCACUGUCGAUGCGUUCGUCCACAUCCUGCGCAUCGUCCCUGUGCGGCAGUCCGGAGCCUCCGGGCGAUCAGCUCCGAAGCCACUCGAGAGCAUCGAGCUAUUCCAGCCUCAACGAAACCAUUCCGCAGACGACAAUCAAAAUCUAUACGGCUUGUUUGCGGCAGGACAUCGAGUACAAAACGCUCGGGAUUUCGUAUGAUGCUACCAGCAAGAGCGUCGUGCAGCAGGUGCUUCGAAGAUGUAAAAUGCGCCAUCGAGAUCCACGCUUGUUCUAUCUCACGAUGGAGGUGACUGUGCGUCGACCGGGUGUGAAGUCAGUGCUAGAGCUAGACGAUGAAGCACGACCAGCGCUGCUGCAGGCCUGCCAUCCCAAAGGUGACUCCAGGUUUUGUCUCCAGCAGAAACCGGGUGGUCUAAUACGGGUACACACGUCAGCGCUACAGCCCAACUCCCAGUACAAGUCGCUACUCAUCUCGGAGGACACCACUUCCGACGAGCUCCUGUCGCUGCUACUCUCCUGCUACAACUCAAUCGAACCGGUGGAGCAGUUCUCGCUGUACGAAGUUUGUCCGGGUCAGGAGUACCAGCGCAAACUGCACCCGGACGAUUUGCCCCUCAAGACCCAGCUACAGCGCCAGCAGAAGGGCGAGAUUAUGCAUUUUCUCGUUCGCCGUAACCCGAACUAUCCGCGUCGCCGGCAGCUGCUGGCCACCAUCGCCGAAUCGAAACACUUCAUCCUCAACUCGUCGCUGGAUUCGGCGAACGGGCCGCACCCGCCGUCCGGCAUUCACCAUCUACACCAGCAGCCACACCAUCAUCACCUUCACCAUCACCAUCGGUUGUCGCUUCACUCGGGCAGUUUCUCACUCGGCCCGGCCGGUACACCCACCAACACCUUCAUCUCGGACAUCGUGGAUGGGUUGAGCUCGCUGAACGAUCUGCCAGCCGAAGCGAAGAGUUUGCGGCUUAAGGAGAGCAAUUCCUUCCGACCAGCAUCGCUCGACGAUUCAGCCACCUCGACCGAUUCCACCGACUCGACCGAAUCGUCCUCCUCAUCCUCCUCCUCCUGCUCGUCCUUUUCCUCCCUUUCGUCGGAUUCUUCGUUCGAGGAACCGGACCAACCGACCGGCGAGCCCGACAUUAGAACGAUCAGCCACCCAGCGCCGCCGGAAGUGAAGUGUAAAAACAGUGCCCAACAUCAGCAACCACCACCACGGCCAGCCAAAUCGUCCACCAUGCUGGCGGCACUGAGCCGACCGCCGCUGCUGCCCGCCUCCACGUUGGCCGCCCCGUCCUACAAUCCCGUGUACAACAUACGCGAAAUUCGUACCGUCAGUCAGUCGUUUUCGGUACUCGGAAUCGAUAAAAAGUUGGCCGAAAUGCGAAACAGCAGUAGCAACAACACCGGCGGCAACACGAACGCCACCGAGAGCAAUACGGCGGCGGCCCGAACGAGCGCCCUGCUGAAGGAGAUGGUCAACACGGACCCGGCAAAGGGUGUCGGUAACUUUGUCUACAUUUAGGCGCACAAGCCUCGGAAGACAAGGGCGCGUUUCGAGCGUGUGCUUUUUUGUUUCCACUUCUCCGGAGUAUGUUUGUAAUGCUGCUAUCAUCCUAGUCUUAGCUGUAAUCGUAAACACAAUGAAGCGUCGUGUGUACAUGACAGCGGCAGAACAAAUGUGUUGGUUGAGGCUUCCCUCCAUUUCGGAACGGAAGCGUUAAAAGUGCAACAGCGCUACGAACGUGUUUUUGAAAGGCCACUUGGAGCAGAAUCGAAACAAUGUACAGAUUACCAGAGGUGUAGAGAUGAAGGAGAAGCCAAAUCCAGAGUCAGGGAAGGUAACACACUGAACGGGGAAACGCACGAGGAGAAAGGUAGAGGCGAAGGGUUGGAGGGAUCGAUGUUGUUGUGCUGCUGCAUGCCAAAGAGUUUUUAAUCAGCCUAGCUACGUAAGGGAAUUGUUUUAAGACACGACAACACACACACAGCGUUACAGCCCACAAAUCAUAUGCACCAUUAGCCAAAGCCGGCAAGAAACGCGAGGCAGAGAGUAGGAAGCCGUCGAGCCGUGGACAAACUAAAUAGAAAUACCAAAUGAAAAUUCUUCUUGCUUUUAAUCGAACCGACACAGGUUACGUCGGUGGAGAGUGUUUAUGAGAGUUCCGUUUCCAUUACUGUCUGCUUGCAUUAUUACUGUCUCUCGUCUCUUUCCACACCACAUGGUACAUCUAGAUGUAAUGGUUAAUGUUUAGCGAAACAUGUAUCCACCGUAUUGGAAUGUAUAAUGUUUUACAGCUGCUGCUAUAUCUACAUCUACGAAAAAAAAUCUCUAUUUGCUAUCAUUCGCUAUUCGAUGUAUUUUAUCACCUAUCACCUAUCUCUUGGAAAGUGUCUAUCAGAUUUUUUUUUAUUAUCUCGUAAGUAAGUUAUCAACAGAAAUAUAAAGUAGAAAUAUCCUCAAACUGAA